GAAGGUCCGAAUUCUUGCGCUGUUUAACACUACACUUUAUGCAUUUCGUUUAGCACAAAAUUAAGACAAAUCUAUAAAAAUGACGGAGGUUAUUGAUUUUAGUGAGCAAAUAUCCGAUGGAAAGAACAUAUUAAAUGUGCGUUGCCAGUUCUGCAACAGUUUGAUGCUCAAGGCCCAAGAGGGAACCUACAGCCAGGAGGAAGUAGAAGUGCCCCUGAUGAUGCAAAAACAGGACAGGACGGCGGACAGUCUGAACAGCGAGCCACUGAAGGACUUUUGGCUGGUCAAGGACAUGAUGAUGUUCGAGAAUAUUGGAUUCUCCAACACGGUGGAUGGCAGGAAGUUCCUGGUUUGUGCGGAUUGCGAGCGAGGACCAGUGGGCUAUCAUGAUCUGAGCACCCGCCAUUGUUUCCUGGCCCUCAAAAGAGUGGUACACAAGGACUCCUAGCUGCCCAUGCCUUGAACACUUAGUCCCGGUUAUUGUACUUCAAAUCACAUCUAUCGAGUGGAAUGUACAAUCUAUUUCGCAAAGUUGCUUGUUUAGGUAUUUAUUUGAGAAGUUUUUUUUUCUAUACUUCAUGAACAUUUAGUACGACCUACAAAGGGAUUCUGUAUUUACCUCGAACUUCCUUGUCUUGAUGAAGAUGCAUAAAGAAUUAUCUAGUAAUCGUUAAAAACUCAAGGCAAAACAAGAUUUUCUUACAUUUUGUUGAAUUUAAAAUCCAGGGAAAUAAAACGCUUGUUUCUGUAUAAUUUUUAUUAAAUUUAAUGUUUUCAACUAGCAAUAAUACCAAAAAUAGCAGUCAUGAAUUCGUAAAGAUAACGUAAAGCUAAUGUAAGCAAAUUUUUCAAUUUGUUAAAAAAACAUACCAUGGUUAAUAAAGCAUAGUCAGGCAAUUUGCUUCAUUUGUGCUGUAAUUUUCAAAGAUAUGAGGAAAAAAUUUAAAAAUUAGAAAAUUUGUGAGGGAACCCUACUCUUCGUAAGCAAAUUUUAAAAUGAACUUCAUAAUAGUUUAGACAAUAAUCUCUGGGCAAUAAAAACAUUCGAAUUUUGUAUUCAUAUUUAUUGUUUUUCACUUUAAACAUUUUACAAUUUUAUUGCAUUAUAAAUAUUGCAUUUUAGAGGAGAUUCUUAACUAAAAAAUUUUCACUAUAAACUGUUAUUUUGCUAUACGAACUAAAA
Messenger RNA from Drosophila gunungcola (fruit fly), 1183 nucleotides. RefSeq names its product guanine nucleotide exchange factor MSS4 homolog (gene strat). Bases 80 to 448 code for a protein of 122 amino acids. Gene Ontology annotation, biological process: small GTPase-mediated signal transduction; post-Golgi vesicle-mediated transport. Gene Ontology annotation, cellular component: cytosol; membrane. Gene Ontology annotation, molecular function: guanyl-nucleotide exchange factor activity; zinc ion binding. The record is from RefSeq and is a predicted model, not a curated record. The transcript has 2 exons. NCBI's taxonomy places the organism in Eukaryota, Metazoa, Arthropoda, Insecta, Diptera, Drosophilidae.